This is a messenger RNA of Darwinula stevensoni, 855 nucleotides long. The record is from the annotation of a GenBank genome assembly. Lineage: Eukaryota; Metazoa; Arthropoda; Ostracoda; Podocopida; Darwinulidae.
AUGAGAGAGGGGAAUUUGGGAGAUAUUUCAUCAGCAGGUGGCCUCCAUGAUUAUUUGGUGGAACUUCAUGAAGAAUUUGGAGACAUAGUGUCCUUUUGGUGGGGCAAAGAACUUGUCAUUAGUCUUGGUUCUCCAGAUCUCUUGAAGGAGACUGCCCACAUGUUCAACCGACCACCACAGCUAUUUGCAUUUCUGGAAGAUCUCGUUGGGAAGAAAUCCAUACAAUAUGCCAAUGGGAAGGAUGGUCGAAUGCGACGGGAACAAUAUGACAAGUGCUUUUCCCAUGCAGCUUGCAUAUCUUACUUCCCCAUCAUCAAGAAAGUGAGUGAUGAUCUGGUAGAGCAGCUGCAGAAUGUCCCAGUUGGUGAUCACGUGCCAGUGCACAAGUACAUGACUGCAUUUGCCAUCAAGAAUGUUCUUAAGUGCUGCUUUGGUGGCAUAUCUGAUGAGGAUAUUGUUCACAUUGCUCUGGAGUAUGAUGUUGCAAUGAAUGAGAUGCAGAGGAAACUUUCAGGCCAACUGCUGCCAGAUGAAGAUCCAAGAGAGCAUAGGUACAGGAAGAGUCUGAAGGUUCUUCAUGGAAGUGUUAAACGCAUUGUUGACCAUUGGAGGAAGGAAAGAGGAGGAGCCAGAAAUGGAGAGGAUUCCUCUCAUCUCUUUCUUGACACCAUAAUUGAUUUUGUGGAAGGAAAGGCUGAGCUAUCUGAGCAAGAGAAAUUGGACAUAAUCUAUUCAGACACCAUGAGCUAUCUUGUAGGAGGAUUCCACACUACUGGAAAUUACACCCUGUACGAUUUUGGAACUCCCAAGUAUCAUGUAGAAGAAGAGGCUGCUUAUGUCAUUGGAGACCACUAA